UUUUUCUUUUUUUCUUUUUUCAUAGAAGCGGCGCGUGAUAUCCUUCCGCGGGAGUCGAGCAAGGCCCUUUCCCUCCCGACAACACAGAAUGAACAAGCGGCAUUGCUGCUUAAACAAUUUUUUUCCAGGUUCCGCGUUUGGAAAUAGCCCAUAUCCAGAGUAAACUAAUCGGCUGGGGGAUACUGGGCGUGUGUGUUUUUCUCACCGGCUUUCGUUGAUUUAUCCACGGUCUUGUUACUUUGGUUGAACACUGAAGAAAUAUAAUCCGGGGUUGAGUUGUGCGCGGCAAUCUAACUAGCUAGCGACUUCUGUGUAGAGUGGUUGGGACAGAAUGGAGCUGAUAACAAUCCUCGAAAAAACUGUCUCUCCAGAUCGAAAUGAACUGGAGGCGGCACAGAAGUUUCUGGAGCAGGCGGCAAUUGAGAAUUUGCCCACGUUCCUGGUGGAGCUCUCCAAGGUGCUCGCCAACCCUGGCAACACCCAGGUGGCUCGCGUGGCCGCAGGGCUGCAGGUGAAGAACUCACUCACCUCCAAAGACCCGGACGUGAAGACACGCUACCAGCAGAGAUGGCUUGCCAUCGACGCCAACGCCCGGAGGGAGAUCAAGAACUUUGUUCUGCAGACCCUGGGCACAGAGACGUACCGGCCCAGCUCGGCCUCCCAGUGUGUGGCUGGCAUCGCCUGCGCAGAGAUCCCCGUCACCCAGUGGCCCGAGCUCAUUCCCCAGCUGGUGGCCAACGUGACGGACCCCAGCAGCACUGAGCACAUGAAGGAGUCCACCCUGGAGGCCAUUGGAUACAUCUGCCAGGACAUAGACCCUGAGCAGCUGCAGGACAACGCCAACCAGAUCCUGACAGCCAUCAUCCAGGGCAUGAGGAAGGAGGAGCCCAGCAACAACGUCAAGCUGGCUGCCACCAACGCGCUGCUCAACUCACUGGAGUUCACCAAAGCCAACUUCGACAAAGAGACGGAGAGGCACUUUAUCAUGCAGGUCGUCUGCGAGGCCACACAGUGCCCAGACACCAGAGUGAGUAUCGUACGAGUGGCUGCCUUACAGAACUUGGUGAAGAUAAUGUCUUUGUAUUAUCAGUACAUGGAAACGUACAUGGGUCCGGCACUGUUUGCGAUCACAAUAGAAGCCAUGAAAAGUGACAUUGAUGAAGUUGCCUUACAAGGAAUCGAGUUCUGGUCGAACGUGUGCGACGAGGAGAUGGAUUUGGCCAUUGAAGCGACUGAGGCAUCGGAGCAGGGUCGGCCCCCGGAGCACACCAGCAAGUUCUAUGCCAAAGGAGCCUUGCAAUACCUGGUGCCCAUCCUCACCCAGACACUCACCAAACAGGACGAGAACGACGACGAUGACGACUGGAACCCGUGCAAGGCGGCGGGCGUGUGCCUGAUGCUGCUGGCCACGUGCUGCGAGGACGACGUGGUGCCUCACGUGCUGCCCUUCAUCAAGGAGCACAUCAAGCACCCCGACUGGCGCUACCGAGACGCCUCGGUCAUGGCCUUCGGCUCCAUCCUGGAGGGGCCCGAGCUCAACCAGCUCAAACCCCUCGUCAUUCAGGCAAUGCCCACGCUGAUUGAGCUGAUGAAGGACCCCAGUGUUGUGGUGAGGGACACCACGGCCUGGACAGUGGGCAGGAUCUGUGAGCUGCUGCCGGAGGCGGCCAUCAACGAGGUGUACCUGGCCCCUCUGUUGCAGUGCCUCAUCGAGGGCCUGGGGGCCGAGCCACGCGUCGCAUCCAACGUCUGCUGGGCCUUCUCCAGCCUGGCGGAAGCCGCGUACGAAGCCACAGAUGCAGCGGAGGACCAGGAGGAGCCUGCCACGUACUGCCUCUCCUCCUCCUUCGAGCUCAUCGUCCAGAAACUAUUAGAAACCACAGACAGGCCGGACGGUCACCAGAACAACCUGCGUAGCGCGGCCUACGAGGCCCUGAUGGAGAUUGUGAAGAACAGCGCCAAGGACUGCUACCCAGCCGUGCAGAAGACCACCCUGGUCAUCAUGGAACGCCUGCAGCAGGUCCUGCAGAUGGAGUCUCACAUCCAGAGCACGUCGGACAGAAUUCAGUUCAACGACCUCCAGUCUCUACUGUGUGCCACCCUGCAGAAUGUGCUGAGGAAGGUGCAGCACCAGGAUGCGUUGCAGAUCUCAGACGUGGUGAUGGCCUCCCUGCUCAGAAUGUUCCAGAACACCGCCGGCUCCGGGGGUGUACAGGAGGAUGCGCUCAUGGCCGUCUCAACCUUGGUGGAAGUUUUGGGCGCUGACUUUCAGAAAUACAUGGAUGCCUUUAAACCCUUCCUGGGAAUUGGACUGAAGAAUUAUGCAGAAUAUCAAGUGUGUCUGGCCGCGGUGGGCCUGGUGUGUGACCUGUGCCGAGCCCUAAUGUCCAACAUCCUGCCUUACUGCGACGAGAUCAUGCAGCUCCUGCUGGAAAACCUGGGGAAUGAGAAUGUGCACCGGUCGGUGAAGCCCCAGAUCCUGUCAGCGUUCGGAGACAUUGCCCUGGCCAUCGGAGGAGAGUUCAAGAAGUACCUGGAGAUCGUCCUGGACACCCUGCAGCAGGCGUCGCAGGCACAAGUCGACAAGACGGACUAUGACAUGGUGGACUAUCUGAAUGAGCUGCGGGAGGGCUGUCUGGAGGCCUACACUGGCAUCAUCCAGGGCCUGAAGGGAGACCAGGAGAACGUGCACCCUGACGUGAUGCUGGUGCAGCCCAGAGUGGAGUUCAUCCUGUCCUUCAUCCAUCACAUCGCUGAAGACGAGGACCACUCUGACGGCGUAGUGGCAAACGCCGCCGGACUUAUAGGAGACCUGUGCACAGCCUUUGGGAAGGACGUGAUGAAGCUGGUGGAGCUGCGGCCCCUCAUCAACGACCUGCUGACGGAGGGCCGGAGGUCCAAGACCACCAAGACCAAGACGCUGGCCACCUGGGCCACCAAGGAGCUGCGUAAGCUCAAGAGCCAGGCCUGAUUUCAUGCUGGUUGGGGAUAAGAUGGACAACAAUGAAAACGCCCCACUGGAAUUUCUUCUGUCUUUUGCGUCGUGUCCGAGUUAAAGCAGAAGUGAAGCGUGCGCUGAGAUGAGUGUCUGAGAAUGUGUGAGUGAGAGCGAGAGUGAGCGAGGAUCGACGUCACACCACCUUCUGAGUACAAUUCCAGCAGUUGCCGGCAGACCAGCAGCGCCCCACCCCUGAACCCCCACCACCACUUCCUUAGGCCCCCCCCCCGCCACCUUCUUCUUCGGCCACCUGUGGACUGAUUCUGACUUGACAAGGACUCCACACAAAAACGUGGAUCGCUGUAGCCGGCUAGUUCUAGAACUCUUCUGAAAAAAAACUAAUAUUAGUCUACAACAGGAUCACCAGAGCAGAUAAAUAAAACUGCCAAAAUGUGGUUUCUUUUGAGGGAAAAUACAAACAAAACAUGAUACGAAAGAACGCGACUAUUUUGCUCUUUGACCGAUCUGUGGAAGAUUUACUUUUUCCCUUGUCAUUUUUGGGGGGUUUCCUUCAAGCACUAUAUGGUUGUGGACUUGGUCAAUUUUACGCAAACGUGAACUGAACCGGAAUCCGAAAAAUACAAACUUUUGGGGUGUUAGAAAUGCGCCUAAAGGAUCACUGCUGGAGUUGAAGGAAGAUGAAACGAGGGGGACGAGCAGGCGGUCUCCACCCCCCUCGUCUCCUACUUCUAGCCUCUCUGAUAUCCCCCAGCCUGCCCCUGCAAGGAGCCCCCACAGUGAUUCAGGGGUGGAGCUAGCUGACCAGCCUGGAAGAUGAAGUGUGUGUCUGUGAGGGAGGGGAUUCACUGUCUCCACACCCCCACCCCCCCCGGUUAUUUCAAAUAAAUAAUAAAGCUUGACGCAAAUUCAGUAAGAUAUAUUUCUGAUGCUGUUUGGGAGAGGGCAGUGGGGGCCCGGUAGAUUACUUAUUGGCAGCACUUGAGUGAAUUGGCAAGAAGGUGUUUAUUUCCUGCAAGAGAAUCACUGACAAAUGUUCACCGGUUCAAUUUUUUUUUUUUUUUUUUUAAUGGCAUCAGUAGUUUCUCUUCAUCUUCAGUGUGGGCUUCUAGAUAAACAGACCCUUUCUUGCCAGCCCCGUUAACAAGAAUUGGUGAGGAUUUAUGCGUUGAGUGCAUCAGGAUCAAUCGAGGCUAUGGGAACACUUCCAAAAUAACUACAUUUGACAUGUAACACUUUAUCUUCUUAGUGUUAAGAUGAGCAAGGAGUAGAAAACGAGUGCCAAAUUUAGACUACUCGUCAUAGGGUAAAAUACAACAAGCAAACACACACUUGCCUAAAGCAUGCAGUUCAGAAAGAAAUCUAUUGAACUACAUGAUGAACAAGUGAAUUGGGCUUGUUUCAGUUCCCAUUUGUUGGUUUCUCGCUGCACUUAGUUGGAAAAGGGUCACUCACCAAGCUGUUAAAAUGAGAAUCGACUACGUUUGUACAAGGUUAUAUUUUUCCAUUGCUAUGAAAAGAAACAAUAAAAUGAUAUCAAACAUUCCCCAAGCAGUUCUGGUACUUUGGUCUGUAUUUUCUUUUGUUUCUUGCAACUGUUUGUAAUGCACUGUGAUGACUUUGGUGUCCAUGGCAACGCUAGGUUGGUCGAGAUCUCCUCCCCCCAGAAACUUCCAGAAAAUGUAUCUUGUCUAUAUUGGCAUAAUCAAUCGGGUUCAAUUUAACUUGUCAUCACUGUUUUGUACUGUUUACGUUCUCCAAUGCCUACGUGUUGGAUAUGAGGCGUUUUCCAUUUGAUUUGAGAUUGGACAUUUUUUUGCGGUGACUUUGGUCCUCACACCACUUUGGAUUGUGUAACAUUGUCCUCAUGGGCUUGGCUAUUUACACCAUGUCAUGUGUUGAAAUGAUAUUAAGAAUUGCAACAUGAAUAUAGAAUUGUGAACAUUAUGACAACCUGCUUUUUUUCUUUUCUUAAUUUCCAACCUAGUAAACUAAUAAAAAUCUAUAUUGUACUUAA
Messenger RNA from Oncorhynchus mykiss (rainbow trout), 4973 nucleotides. Its product is annotated as importin subunit beta-1. Gene Ontology annotation, molecular function: small GTPase binding. Lineage: Eukaryota; Metazoa; Chordata; Actinopteri; Salmoniformes; Salmonidae. The record is from RefSeq and is a predicted model, not a curated record. Gene Ontology annotation, biological process: protein import into nucleus.